CUUUUUUUGAAAUGUUGUUUGUUGACUUGCUGUCUAAGAAAACUUUUCAUAAAUUUUACAUUACGUUAAUCAUUAAUGCUAUCAAACGUGUAAAGUUAAUCGUCGGUCGUCCUUUAUUUCAAAAUAAUAAAAAAACUCUCACAAAAAGAUCAAUUCGGUAUACUACAAAUAUUUUAAAAAAUGAAUUUUUUAUCUUUUAACUCGACCAGCACUAUAAAAUUG
Rhizophagus irregularis DAOM 181602=DAOM 197198 is the source of this 222-nucleotide messenger RNA. The record is from RefSeq and is a predicted model, not a curated record. NCBI's taxonomy places the organism in Eukaryota, Fungi, Glomeromycota, Glomeromycetes, Glomerales, Glomeraceae.